Messenger RNA from Acanthoscelides obtectus, 466 nucleotides. NCBI's taxonomy places the organism in Eukaryota, Metazoa, Arthropoda, Insecta, Coleoptera, Chrysomelidae. The record is from the annotation of a GenBank genome assembly.
GCACCGAGCCAAUUUUUCACAUUAUACCAGGAUAUCAAUGACACUACUCAGGCAGAUAUCUUGUGAAACGGCAUAUGCCUAGGUAGUACCCAAUCAGUACCGAUUCAACCUUUUUGAUUCAAUUCACGUCGUUUCAGCACAUCGAAUGCAUCUAGUUAGGCAGGUGCUUCGUAGAACAAAGAAUGCUGUGGUAGUACCUUACGCAGUACCGAAUCAAUAUACCUCAAUUUUUCAGAUUGCGCCAGGUUAUCAAAAUCAGUAGGUUGCUUAGGUAGUACCCAGGACAGUAUCGAGUCAGUGUAACUGACUCAAUUUGCACGCAGCAUCAAUAUAUAAAGCAGUCUAGUUAGGCAAGGAUGUCGUGGAAGAGGGAAUGCUAAGGUAGUACCGAGUCAAUCUGCUUGAUUGAAUUUUCAUGUCCUAUCAGGAUAUUGAGUCUCAUCUGACAAUCAAUCUGCUUGAUUGA